Messenger RNA from Medicago truncatula (barrel medic), 806 nucleotides. Its product is annotated as ethylene-responsive transcription factor ERF034. Gene Ontology annotation, molecular function: DNA-binding transcription factor activity; DNA binding. The transcript has a single exon. NCBI's taxonomy places the organism in Eukaryota, Viridiplantae, Streptophyta, Magnoliopsida, Fabales, Fabaceae. The record is from RefSeq and is a predicted model, not a curated record. Gene Ontology annotation, biological process: regulation of DNA-templated transcription. The coding region runs from base 52 to 675 and encodes 207 amino acids.
UUCACUCAUUGUGUACUCCCAACAAGUCAUAAUCAAACUCUCUAGUUUACAAUGGAGAAACAUAUCAACAUGGAAAGUGAUGCUGAUGACACUUCUAGCACACCCUCUUUCUCCUCCUCCACUUCAUCAAAUUCAGAUACAAAGGAGGAGAGUAAGAAAAGGCAGAGAAGUACUGAAGUUGAAAAUAAUAGCACACAUCCAACUUAUAGAGGAGUAAGGAAGAGAAAUUGGGGGAAAUUUGUGUGUGAGAUUCGUGAGCCAAAGAAAAAAUCAAGAAUAUGGCUUGGAACAUACCCUACAGCUGAAAUGGCAGCUAGAGCACAUGAUGUAGCUGCUUUAGCUAUAAAGGGUCAUUCAGCAUACCUUAAUUUCCCUGAAUUGGUACAACAACUUCCAAAGCCAAUAAGUACUUCUACAAAAGACAUUCAAGCUGCUGCUGCAAAAGCUGCAAACACUGUAUUUGUAGCUGAACCAAUACAAGAAGAACAUUUCUCAUCUUCAAGUUCAACAUUUACCAAUAAUGAUGAUGCUACAUUGUUUGAUUUGCCAGAUCUUUUUCCUGAUGAUGGAAACAAUGGACUUUGUUCUUAUUCUUCAAAAAAUUCUUCUUGGUAUUUAUGUGCAGUUGAUAGUGGAUUUAGGCUUGAGGAACCAUCUUUUUGGGAGAAAUACUAGUGCUUGUUUUUUACUAAGUAAAAAAAAUGUAUCAUUCAGAGUUUGUCUUGUUUUUUAGUCACAUCAUUUGCAUAUUUUGCAGAAUCUACACACAGAAUACAAUUUUGUAUGUAAUUAAAGGUUAUUGUCUA